Messenger RNA from Tachysurus vachellii, 3176 nucleotides. It is a transcript of the gene tbccd1, whose product is annotated as TBCC domain containing 1. Bases 364 to 2094 code for a protein of 576 amino acids. Lineage: Eukaryota; Metazoa; Chordata; Actinopteri; Siluriformes; Bagridae. The record is from RefSeq and is a predicted model, not a curated record. The transcript has 7 exons. Gene Ontology annotation, biological process: maintenance of Golgi location; maintenance of centrosome location. Gene Ontology annotation, cellular component: spindle pole centrosome.
UGUUCGCUACAACAACACCAAAAGGAAGUGUUUUAGAAAAUAGUUCUUUGAGAAACGUUUAAAGAAUAACAUGUUGUUUGCUGCAUAUUUUGAAUGAACUAAAAGUCCAGAGAUAUAUAAAAGGUCAAACUGUGCAAAAAAAAAAAAAAAAAAAAGAUAAAAAAACACCGUUCGGGUUUCUGGCGCCAAAUAACGCGUUGUACAGGCGGGAGAGUUUAAUGACAAACUAUCCGAUGUCACAUACACAAUAAGUUACAUUGUUAGCUUAAAAAGCUAAUUAGCAAAGUAGCAGUGUUUAUUUACCCCAUGAAGUGGAAGUGACCGCCGUCUGAGAGGAGGACGGACGGAUGCCGACAGGAAAAAAUGGAGUCCUGCUCGGCGAACGUGUGGCCCCGUCUGGAGCCUUUCCUCCUGGGUGCUCUUCAGGCUGCACCACCAGCAAAGCUGAGCAUGCACUACCUGCGAAAGAUGGCCUGCUACGUGCGCACACGUGAUGGCUGUUUCCCACGUCUGGGCUGGCACAUGUGGAAGCACAUUGCCUGUGGCAAGCUGCAGUUGCCUGAUGAGCUGGCCUGGCUCUACUUUGAGACCUUUGACCUUCUGGUGCCUCGCUCUGCUGAGGAAAAGCUUGAGUGGGCAGAGGCUCUGUCUCAGAGCCUGAACCCUCGUGAUCUGGACCGUCAGCGCAGCAAGCUGUCUGUGGACACAUUGCAGUUCCUGCUGUUUCUCUACCUGCAGCAGCUGAACCGGGUCUCUUUGCGCACCUCUCUAAUCGGUGAAGAGUGGCCGAGUCCUCGGUCUCGCUCUCCGUCAUCCUCUUCUGAUAGGGACGCCAAGAUCAGCUCCCAAAAUAAGAAUUGGGAUGACCAUGCACAGCUCACCUUUGUGCAGACUCACCUGGCUGAACUGCUGGAGCUGCUGUCAGAUCCAGGUGAGCUAAGCAGUUCACAGCAGGUCCUGCGAGAUGGUACACUUUCUUCCGAGGCCCUGCAGGCACUCAGUGUGCUGCUAGAGGGCACUGUGAGCCGGGGCCGCACCAUUCACCCCCUCUAUCGGCUACUCAGCCGUGCCCCGCUUCAGUCCGUGGCUGGAUACUCAAAAGUCAGCCGUUCCUACUCGCUGCAGAAGUUGCAGAGCUGGCUGCACCAGGCACUCACACUGAACCCAUUUGGCAUGUCCACCUGUCUGCGCUCGGGCAAGAAGCUGGCCUGGGCUCUACAAGUGGAAGGUGCUAUGAAGCGGGCCAAGAUAGCAAGGAACACGCACAUGGCCCCUCCAGGCAGCAGGGUGGUGCUGAUGUCCCAGGUAUACAAACAGACUCUGGCUAAAGACUCUGAGAAGCUGGCUGGUGCAAAUGUCAAACUGCACCGUUGCAGCGAGGCUUUUAUCUACUUACUUUCACCCCUUAGGUCAGUGACGCUUGAUAAAUGUCGCGACAGCACUGUGGUAUUGGGCCCAGUGGAGACCACAGUUCACAUGCAAAGCUGCGAGAAUGUGCGGCUGGUUUGUGUGGCUGGACGCUUGGCAGUUGGCGGCUCCAUCCACUGCACCAUUCAUGCGCUCACUCCCACUAGGCCACUUUUACUGCCUGGCAACUCCAGCCUCACACUCGGGCCUUUUCACACACACUACCCCAGCUUGGAGGAUCACAUGGCCAGUGUGGGUUUGGCGGUUGUACCCAACCUCUGGGAUCAGCCACUGAUUUAUGCGCCAGAUAGUCCAUCACCAGACCUGGUCUGCUACCGCAUCCUACCCCCUGCACAGCUCUGCCCUAUGAUGGUACCAUUCCUCAUGGAGGGUGACACCUGCGAGGUGCCAGGAGGACUGCCGUCAGUCUACCAGCAGGCCCUAGAGGAGCGUCAGCAAAGGGUGCACGACUGGCAGAAGACGGUGAAGGACACACACCUUAACAAGGAGCAGCGGCAGAAGUUCCAGGCUCUGGUAGAGCAGAAAUUUCAUGAAUGGCUCCUGGAGACGGGACAGAGACAGGAACUGGACAGCCUUCUGCCUCCAACCAUCACGCCUUCAAACUCUACUCACAGCUCGGAACAUUCUCUACAGCAUCCAAAAACAAACACGCUCACAGUUUCCUGAGCACUCGCACGCCGUAAUAGACAACUAUGCACUUAUUUUUAUUUGUUGUGGUUUACACUUGCUUAGCAUUUCUCAAGGCUGAAGCAGAUACGCUUUUCUAUGAACACUGAUCUGUUUGAAUCCCACAGCUGAUCCAAAUUUGGCAGUUUGUUUUGCAGACUCAGGACAAAAAAGUAUGAUUUUGAAGUAAGAUGCUGAACGUCAGAAGUAUGACUUGUACUGCUGUAGAGAAUUAUAUGCUGGAUACGUGUUCAGAAUAAGCUUAAGUGUUAUUUAAUAGUCCCUUAAACCUCAAGAGACAUUUCUUAUUAUUUUUUUCUCCGUUACAUGCAAGUUUUACAGUCCGGGUACUUGUGUUUCCAUCACUUUUAAGAGGAUGACUGGCUUUCUACUGUCGAAUUAAUAAAUAAGGAUUAUAAUUAUAGUGCAGAAUAGAGUCCUGCAUAAUUGUGUACAGUUUGAAAGUGUAUUCUUAAUUCCCCCAGAAGUCGUCUUUGGUUUACAGUUUGACAUAAACGUGCUAAAGGAAAUGCACACCGUGUGCCGGUAGACAUUCAUUUUCCUAAAAUAAGAGCACUGAUCUAAGAAUAAUAUCUAGAUAUCCAUUAGUACCAUGUUCUCUACUUGGCAGCCAGUAUAACUGUGAAUGUAUGUUUUCCUGCUGUAGCCUAGUUGCACUUCCAGCUUCACAGUUUUCCCAGGAACUGCCACAUAUUGUGUGUGUGUUUCACUUCUGGAGAUCUUCAGCACUGUAUCAUUUUUAGCAUUCAGCUGCUUUCACAGCCCAAACACAAAGCACUAAAAUGUAUGUGUUCAGAACUCCACAACACAAAUAUGGGAAGCUCUGAACUAGAUUUAUUGUUGCAUUUAAUUUAUACGAUGUGUCUGUUUGACAAGCAAUAAUAGAUCAUUCAUUUUUUCUACUUCUGUAUGCACUCACUGUUGUCCGGCUCAGUUCGUGUUUCUUUUUUCCGUUAUGAAUAAAGUGUAUGAACAAAUCCAUAGGAUCUGUUUAAAAGAAAAGCUGUGUGUUAUGCAUAGUUUGGUAUUAUGUUCAGAUUAAGGGAAAAGAUUUUUUCUGA